AUGACUGACAUUUCUACAAACGCAGGGUCCAAAGAGCAGCCAGUUCCUCUUGAUGUCACCAAGAACCUCGAGGUUAAGGAUGCUGCCAUGAAGGAGGAAUUGGAGAAUGAGCACGAGGAUAAUCGAAUCGGGGUGGAACGUACCCUUGCGUUCACGGAUGCUUGCAUUGCCAUUAGCAUGACGCUUCUGAUCCUUCCAUUGAUGGAGGGUACUGACGCAGACAAGACAGAAGGCAUCACAACCGCCGAAUGGUAUGAGGACCACCUUUUUCCUAUUCUUGCCUUUGUUUUCAGCUUCUUGGUGGUGGCCUCAUUCUGGAGAGAAAAUCAAGAGCUUUGCUCUUCCUUGGAGUACUUUAGUCCUCGCCUUGUUCGUCUUACCUUCAUUUGGGUCUUGGUCAUGACCUACAUCCCAGUGUCGACUUCGCUUAUUUACAACAAGGGCAAUAGCAGCGACUCGGAUGAACAGGAGGAAACUGGAGGCCCGGACAGAAUUGUUCAUCUCCAGUACUUGUUGAAUCUUUUGCUGGCGCGAUUUUUCAGCGUCCUCAUGGCUCUAGAAGUUGCCUUGAAUCGAGACCUUUGGAAGGAGCACUGCAGGCCCAAGCGCAGGAUUUUGGUGGAGGGCAUAGUCACGCUCAUCGUCCUGGGUGUUGCCUGUGGACUCUCCCAGACCGGCAUGGGAAUGUUUGGUGUCUUGCUUCUUCUGAUUGUAAACCCUGUGGUGUGGGUUCUGGAAAAAACUUUCCCCUCGUUCAAGGGGCGAUUUGGUCAACCCGCGGUUGCAUACUGCUAA
Seminavis robusta is the source of this 795-nucleotide messenger RNA. Lineage: Eukaryota; Bacillariophyta; Bacillariophyceae; Naviculales; Naviculaceae. The record is from the annotation of a GenBank genome assembly.